CGCCGGCUCCCAAGGCAUCAUGGGUCGUGAAGUCCUUUCUCGCGCGGAAUGUUGGGCUUUGGAAUCUCACUUCCCAAAUUACAAGCUUUUCCAAUGCGGACAGACUACUUUUCCCAGGGAGCACCUCGCCGCCAUCGCGGUCAAAAGGUUUCUUUCUGUGACACCUAAUGGGGAAGCGCUAUUUCUGUGACUACUGCAACCGCUCUUUCCAGGACAAUCUCCACAACAGGAAGAAGCAUCUCAAUGGUGUCCAGCACCUCAGAGCCAAGAAGAUCUGGUAUGAUCUAUUUCGAGAUGCUGCAGCCAUCUUGCAGGAAGAGCAGAGCAAGAAGCCUUGUCGGAAAUUCCUGCAAACAGGCCAGUGCGAUUUUGGCUCCAAUUGUAGGUUCUCGCACAUGACAGAAGAAGAUUUGGAGAAGCUGAGCACACAGGUCCAAGAGGAGAAGAGAGCCAAAGAGCGGCAGCUUGACGGGGCGGUUUUCCCUCUAGGCACCGUCGACGGCUGGCUGGAGAAGAGGGCCAAGCAGCGUGGCACAGCGGUGGCCGACAGUCCCCUCGCCGAGGAAGAGUCCGUGUUCCAGUAUCCCCCCGGCUGGCCCCCAGUUCAGGAGCUUCCACCUUCCCUGCGGGCGCCACCUCCCGGUGGAUGGCAGUUCCCACCCAACCUGCACUGGGGAUGACGGGCGUUGCAGCACAAUCCAAAACGGGGCGACCGCUGCCACGCCAAGUCCGGUUCCAUCACCAUGCCUGCCUGUCGUGCUGCAGAGGAAACCCAGAUCGUGGCUGGCCAAGGGCAGCCUCCGGAGCUGUCCGAGCACCAGGCCGGUGUCCUCUGUGCUCCUGAGGCACAGGGGGAAGCCGCUGAUCUGUCACUGAAGUCGGGUGCUACAGCAUCGCGCUCGCCCUUUGGCACCAAGGAGGAAGGAAGGACCUUGCUUUAAGAGCCACGCAGGCAGGCGAGGGGGGCAUGUUGAACGUCCUGUUUAAAGAUGGGGUGCGAGUGGCUGGGAGGCAUUAUGUGAACCAUGCCUCUUGAAUGCCAAAUUUAAAACAAAGCAGCGUGAAAACCAAGGAACCCGCAUGGGAGGGCUUGAGAAGCUGUUCGGCAUCACAGUCUGGGAUUUUAAAAAAUAGUAUGUUGCCAGAGCCAGGUUGUGUUUUGCUUGAGGCAGCAUUACCCUUAUAUUUGUAAAUAAAUACAGAAAUAAAUAAA
Molecule: messenger RNA, 1213 nt
Organism: Varanus komodoensis (Komodo dragon)
Lineage: Eukaryota; Metazoa; Chordata; Lepidosauria; Squamata; Varanidae
Gene: ZMAT5
Product: zinc finger matrin-type 5
Exons: 6
Coding region: 168-680 (170 amino acids)
Cellular component (GO): U12-type spliceosomal complex
Molecular function (GO): zinc ion binding
Source: RefSeq, a predicted model, not a curated record